GGUGAGAGAGAGAGAGAGGCAUCUUGUCCUGAAGUUCACCACGCCAGAGGGCCGAGAGAAAGAAGCAGAGACGGCGGAGAAAGUGCUCGUCCUCCUCGGCGGACAAAGUGCUCUGUACAUCUCUCGAGAAUGUCCCUUUCUCUCUCAAUCGAUCGACCGCCAUCUCCAUAUCUAAGAAAUCCGAUAAAAAUCUUAACAUUCAGGUUUCCCAAUCCCGACCAUUUUCUCUGAUCCGAUUCGGCUCAGCUCCGAAACAGCAUUUCCAAGUCGGAGCGAUUUCAGAAACAAGAUUUUCGAGUCUUUCCGAAUCGCUAUUUUAAUAACAUUUGCGUUUCUGCUUAAGAUGCAGCCGUAUCGUUCAUAACCGAAAUCGAUAGAAGAAGAAGAAAAUCGUGAUUGGAGAGAUUUCAUUCGUGGCAAUGGAUUCGUUGUCUGCGAUCAGUGAGGAGCUGGCCAACAUUGAUGGAGAGAUCAAUGACAUCUUUCGAGCGUUAUCAAAUGGAUUCCAGAAACUGGAGAAGAUUAAAGACUCAAAUAGGCAGAGCCGGCAGUUGGAAGAACUUACAGGGAAGAUGCGGGAUUGCAAGAGGCUUAUCAAAGAUUUUGACCGAGAAGUUAAGGAAGAGGAAAGUAGAAAUACUCCAGACACCAACAAAAUGCUCAGUGAGAAAAAACAAUCAAUGAUUAAAGAAUUGAAUUCUUAUGUCGCUCUCAAAAAGCAGUAUGCAAGCAGUCUUGACAACAAGCGAGCUGAUCUCUUUGAUGGGCCUGGUGGUGGAGGGGGUUUUGGUGAAGAGAAUGUUCUGCUAGCUUCGUCUAUGACAAAUCAGCAGUUAAUUGAUGGUGGAAAUAGAAUGAUGGAUGAGACAGAUCAAGCAAUUGAGCGGUCGAAAAAGGUUGUUGAGGAAACCAUCAAUGUUGGGGCUGAGACGGCAGCUGCUCUAAAAGCACAGACUGAACAAAUGAGUAGGAUCGUUAAUGAGCUGGACUCGAUCCAUUUCUCAAUAAAAAAGGCCUCCAAACUGGUUAAGGAACUUGGUAGGCAGGUUGCAACUGACCGAUGUAUUAUGACCAUGCUCUUCUUAAUUGUCAUCGGAGUGAUAGCAAUCAUCAUUGUAAAGCUUGUAAACCCAAAUAACAAGGAUAUACGGGAUAUUCCUGGAUUAGCCCCACCGGCGCUUACCCGGAAGCUUCUGUGGGAUACAAACUAGAGGCUGAGAAUAAGAGUUCAUUCUUUCAUGCCAAAGAGAAAUGCCGGGAUUGGGUCUUAUCGGUUAAGCUGCCGAGUUUUGUUUGGUUGAUGUUUUAAGCAUCUCAAGACCAAUGAGGUGAUUCAGAUUCAACUACAUGCCGAUUGUCAAGUGGUAUUCUAUGAUGAUUCUAUAAGCUGUUUUUUCUAUCUUAUAUUUCUGGUCUCUUAAUUUUCUUUCUUUCUUUUUUAGUCUAAAAUUCAAUAGCAGUUUUUCCCCCCAUUAUGUCAAUGUUAUUCUAGACACUGACCAUUAAUGAAUUGGUGAGAUGUAUAAUAAAUUAAUAAUCCCUCUCUUUCUUCAUUAUGAAGUCCUUUAUUCAUGGAGGAAUGAAAUGGUCAA
This is a messenger RNA of Magnolia sinica, 1592 nucleotides long. Its product is annotated as novel plant SNARE 11-like. Gene Ontology annotation, cellular component: SNARE complex; ER to Golgi transport vesicle membrane; Golgi apparatus. NCBI's taxonomy places the organism in Eukaryota, Viridiplantae, Streptophyta, Magnoliopsida, Magnoliales, Magnoliaceae. The transcript has 11 exons. The record is from RefSeq and is a predicted model, not a curated record. Gene Ontology annotation, molecular function: SNARE binding; SNAP receptor activity. Bases 420 to 1211 code for a protein of 263 amino acids. Gene Ontology annotation, biological process: retrograde vesicle-mediated transport, Golgi to endoplasmic reticulum; vesicle fusion.